GUAAAGAAACUUUGAAUGGGCCUCAGAAAUCGUAGGAGCCCAAUUCACACAGGUUUCUUUAAAAUCCUUUUUCAAAGUCAAAGAGAAACCCUAGCAAAACAUCUGUUUUGAGAGCGGCGCUGCACAGCUCCCGUAGAUCCCAUAACUCCCAGAUUUCAUCUCUCCGUUGAAACGAUGUCGUCGGUUGGCGAAGCUGCUUGCUCUUACGCUGCUUUGAUUCUCUAUGAUGAUGGCAUCCCCAUCACUGCUGAGAAGAUUGCAACAAUAAUUAAAGCUGCAAAUAUCUCUGUUGAAUCUUAUUGGCCAAGCUUGUUCGCUAAGCUUUUCGAGAAGUGCAACAUUGAGGAUCUCAUAACCAGUGUUGGAGCUGGUGGUGGUGGUGCUCCUGUUGCUGCAGCUGCACCUGUUGCAGCUGGUGGUGGAGGUGGUGGUGCUGCUGCACCACCUCCUGCUGAGGAAAAGAAGAAGGAAGAGCCAGAGGAAGAGAGUGAUGAUGAUAUGGGAUUCAGUUUGUUUGAUUAGGAGCUCCAUUCAGUAUGUGAUUUGGUCUAUUACUGGUUUAGUGCAUUAGGCUAUGACAAUUGUUACUGUUUUGAGUUUUAUCGGUAUCGGUAUUCGUCUGUGAAUUCGAAGUAUAUGUCUUCUUGAAUGAAGUGACACUGAAUAGUUCUUGCUUGUUUGAAUUGUAUGUUUGAUUCUUCUAUAUAUAAAGGAUUAUAGCCAAUUUUUGCCAUGUGUCA
Molecule: messenger RNA, 740 nt
Organism: Durio zibethinus
Lineage: Eukaryota; Viridiplantae; Streptophyta; Magnoliopsida; Malvales; Malvaceae
Product: large ribosomal subunit protein P1-like
Biological process (GO): translational elongation; cytoplasmic translation
Cellular component (GO): cytosolic large ribosomal subunit; ribosome
Molecular function (GO): protein kinase activator activity; structural constituent of ribosome; ribonucleoprotein complex binding
Source: RefSeq, a predicted model, not a curated record